CGCGCGACGCGCCCGUGCGGCCGGCCGUCGCGGCAGAGGCACCCCCACCCACCCCUCCCACCUAUAAAGCGAACCGGCCCGGGCGGGACGCGCCCUCACAGCUCUCCUCGCGCAUAAGCGCCCGCGCUCUGCUCGGACGAGCGGACGAAACGGGCGGGAGCUUCUCCCCCGCGGCUUCGUCUCCCGCCACCGCCACGCGCGCCUAGCUAGCAGCUUUCCCUCCGGCGCGGCGCGCUUCGCAUCGUCACCGAGGGGAAGAGAAACAAGCGGCGGCAACGAGGCGCGUCCGGAUGGAUUUCGCAACCGAGCAGCACGGUUGCGAGCAUUACAGGCGCGGGUGCCGGGUCGUGGCGCCCUGCUGCGGCGAGGUCUUCGGCUGCCGCCAUUGCCACAACGACGCCAAGAACUCGCUCGAGGUCGACCCGCGCGACCGCCACGAGAUCCCUCGUCACGAAAUAAACAAGGUGAUCUGCACUCUCUGUUCCAAAGAACAGGAUGUGCAACAGAAUUGUUCUAACUGUGGGGCCUGCAUGGGGAAAUACUUCUGUGAAAUAUGCAAUUUUUUCGACGAUGAUAUCUCUAAGGGCCAAUACCACUGUCAUGGAUGUGGCAUAUGCAGAACUGGCGGUGCAGACAACUUCUUUCACUGCGACACAUGCGGGUGUUGCUACAGCAAUGUCUUGAAGGACUCUCACCGCUGUGUGGAAAGAGCAAUGCAUCACAACUGCCCUGUCUGCUUUGAGUAUCUGUUCGACUCCACGAAGGACAUCAGCGUGCUGCAGUGCGGCCACACGAUUCAUCUGGAGUGCAUGAACGAGAUGAGAGCGCACCAUCACUUCUCGUGCCCGGUGUGCUCGAGGUCCGCCUGCGACAUGACGGACACGUGGCGGAAGCUCGACGAGGAGGUCGCGGCGACGCCGAUGCCGGAGAUCUACCUGACGAAGAUGGUGUGGAUCCUGUGCAACGACUGCAGCGCGACGUCGAGCGUGCGGUUCCACGUGCUGGGGCAGAAGUGCCCCGGGUGCAGCUCCUACAACACCCGGGAGACAAGGGCCGGCCCGGCGCUCGCCGCGCGCUCCAGAGUUUGAGCAGAGGCCCACGCCACAAACGCCGAGGAGGUUCAUUCGAAGCCCAAAGCGUCCAUGUCCACCAGGUACAUCAUGGUCGAGGAUGCAGUUGAAGCGCGGUGCUGUCCCUGCGAUCCCUGCCGGGAAGGCGCGCUGGCUGAAGCUGGAGAGGAGAGACAUUGGUUUCGGCAGCUUGCAUUGCAUGUUCAGAGAAUCACUGUGUGCCAAUUGCCUCACUGUAUUUGCUAUGGUUCGCUGGAGCAAUUGAGUUGCAUUACAUGAGCGAGCCUCUCUAGGCCAUGACCGUGUACCGAACAGAAACUGGGAAUUUUGCAGGAAUUUGAGUAUCAAAGCAGUUCAGUGUAGCUCUCUACCUUCUUCAUUUAUCUUUGUGGAAAAGACUUGGCUUUGUUACCAGAAA
Messenger RNA from Setaria italica (foxtail millet), 1488 nucleotides. RefSeq names its product E3 ubiquitin-protein ligase RZFP34. Gene Ontology annotation, molecular function: zinc ion binding; ubiquitin protein ligase activity. Gene Ontology annotation, biological process: protein ubiquitination; ubiquitin-dependent protein catabolic process. The record is from RefSeq and is a predicted model, not a curated record. Bases 291 to 1088 code for a protein of 265 amino acids. Lineage: Eukaryota; Viridiplantae; Streptophyta; Magnoliopsida; Poales; Poaceae. Gene Ontology annotation, cellular component: nucleus. The transcript has 11 exons.